Molecule: messenger RNA, 2013 nt
Organism: Trichomonas vaginalis G3
Lineage: Eukaryota; Parabasalia; Trichomonadida; Trichomonadidae
Product: bifunctional inhibitor/lipid-transfer protein/seed storage 2s albumin superfamily protein family
Exons: 1
Coding region: 1-2013 (670 amino acids)
Source: RefSeq, a predicted model, not a curated record
AUGCAUCAUGUUACAAUAUUACAUAGUGAUUGGGCCCAGUACUAUGGUACAGAACAACACACAGAUCAUAUGAACAAAAUGAUAUUUGGAAGUGGUCAAAUUGUUGAUGCUAGAAGGAAUGUAAUGAUUUUUGAAUGCGUUUUUAUUAGAAUCCAUCCUUCCGAUGGUAAAAAUGCUUUGAAAAUCGAUAGGAGCAAUAGGGAUUCUUAUAAAACGUUAGUAUCUCAAUGCAGCUUUUAUGAUUGCUCUGUUAAAGGAUGGGGUGGAGCAAUGCUUAUUGCAACAAAUGGUGGCGAAUGCGUACUUGAUAGAUGUUGUGGCCAGAAAUGCAAAAGUUCAAAUCAAGGAACUUUUGCAAAUUUGAAUGUAAGACAGGCCCAACCAUGCAGAUGCAUUAUAAACUCUACAACGGCUCUUCAUUGCGCUGGCAGAGACCAAGAUUUCCAAACAGAUUCAACAAUCUGUGUCACCAACAGCCUUUUGACAAUACGUGAUGCGAAUUUAACCCAGAAUAAGGCAAAGUAUGGAACGGCAUUUACGUUCAGAUUUCUUAAUUUAGAAGGAUCUUCUGCAAAAUAUUUGAGUAUUGACAGCAACGUAAAUUCAGAGCAGUAUGGAAUUAUCUGCAGAGACAAUGAUGAAACAUCGAACCAGUACAUAUUAACUCUUGAAAAUAUCAAUAUUUUACACAAUUCGUUCACAGAUUCUUCAAAUGGAUCCAUUUUCUCAUAUUACAAUGAUAGAACAAUAAAAGGAGCCAAAAAUACAAAUAUUAAUAAUUGUAAUAUAAGAGAAAACAACGCAAAGUAUUUAGCAUAUUCAAAUUUCCAAGCUUCUGUUUUUACAUUCCGAGGAUGCUUUUUAGAUGUAACAUUAGGACGAACAUGCGUUGUAAGAAUUGAACAAUCCGCAUCGAAUUCAGUUGACAACGGUGGCGUGUAUUACUACACAGAAAAUUGCAUUUUUUACGAUGCCACAGCUGUUGAAACGCCAUAUAUAACAGUUGUUGAAACGCCAUAUAUAACAGUUGUUGAAACGCCAUAUAUAACAGUUGUUGAAACGCCAUAUAUAACAGCUAUUGAAACGCCAUAUAUAACAGUUGUUGAAACACCAUAUAUAACAGUUGUUGAAACGCCAUAUAUAACAGUUGUUGAAACGCCAUAUAUAACAGUUGUUGAAACGCCAUAUAUAACAGUUGUUGAAACGCCAUAUAUAACAGCUAUUGAAACGCCAUAUAUAACAGCUAUUGAAACGCCAUAUAUAACAGCUAUUGAAACGCCAUAUAUAACAGCUAUUGAAACGCCAUAUAUAACAGCUAUUGAAACGCCAUAUAUAACAGCUAUUGAAACGCCAUAUAUAACAGCUAUUGAAACACCAUAUAUAACAGUUGUUGAAACACCAUAUAUAACAGUUGUUGAAACGCCAUAUAUAACAGCUAUUGAAACGCCAUAUAUAACAGCUAUUGAAACACCAUAUAUAACAGCUAUUGAAACACCAUAUAUAACAGCUGUUGAAACGCCAUUCCAAACAACUAUACCUGAAAGGCCUUCAGUUGAAGAUGAUCCUCAAGAUGGAAAAGAUGGUGAUACACCAGGAACAUAUGAUAAAAAUCCAGGAACGGAUGAUAAAACACCAAGAACGGAUGAUAUUGAAACAUCAGAGACAAAAGAAAAUGAAAAUAUUCCUAAAUCAAGUACAACAACCGACAAAAUAGAGCAAAAGGAUAAAGAGGCACAAAGGAAGAAGAAUAUUUGGUGGAUAUACGUUGUAGCAGGUUUUGCAGGAUUAUUACUUUUGAUAUCAGGAAUAAUUUUCUUCUUGUGGAUGAUGAGAGAAGAUGAUUCAACUGAAGAAGUAGAAACUGAUAAUGUUGACAAGAAUAAUGAAGAAACAACAUAUCUUGAUUCAUUAACCGUUAAUGAUGAAGAAUAUGUUAUCAAUCCGGAUUUUGAUGAUUAUGACCAGGAAAUCACUAAUCCUGAUGAGUUCUUUAUAAUGCAAGUUGAAGAAUAA